AUGGACUACGACAGAAUCAGAGAAGCCAUUCACAAGUGCAUCGUCUACAAUGAAAAGGUGUUGAAUGGCAAAUAUAUGGGUCUCGAUGUCGAGAACGAAGCAGCGAUAGUAGAUAGAAUCGUACAAAAACACAGUGACGAUUUUGCUCAACUUCUUUCAAAGAAAGAUUACUACGAAUCAAAGCUUUUUACAUGGCUUCACCAAAACUUGAAGCUUGUAAAAGGAAAAGCCCCAUUGUACAAACGCCCGAAUUUACCUGAUCCACUCUACAUUACCAAUCGAUAUCACGCAAUUCAAUAUGUUGAAAAAAUAAUUAUUAACGAUGAUAUCAAGGUUAGGGCUAUAAGAGAGCUAAUUAUCAAGCAUAAAAGUUUCCAAGAAGACUUCAAGAAGCAACGAGAUGAAAUAAUUGAGCAAUAUAACGAAAGCAAACGUCAAAUCUACCAGAAUAAAGGACCACAAAUUCUUAGCAGUAUUAAUGAAAGUAAAAUUGCAAGGUUAAGAGAAGCAACAGAAACUGAUUUGAGGAGCUUAGAUGAGCGUAUGGCGUAUAAAAUGAAGAAACUAAGCAACGAGAACCAUGAGCUUCUUCGAGGUUUUAAAGUGCCGUUUUUUUACAUUGAUGAAAGUUACAAGUACCCUGACUUGAAACAAGAUCAAGAAUUUAUGCUUGAUUUACUACGAGACUCAAUAGAAUUGAAAUGA
Molecule: messenger RNA, 705 nt
Organism: Meyerozyma guilliermondii ATCC 6260
Lineage: Eukaryota; Fungi; Ascomycota; Pichiomycetes; Serinales; Debaryomycetaceae
Exons: 1
Coding region: 1-705 (234 amino acids)
Source: RefSeq, a predicted model, not a curated record